Molecule: messenger RNA, 360 nt
Organism: Dentiscutata erythropus
Lineage: Eukaryota; Fungi; Glomeromycota; Glomeromycetes; Diversisporales; Gigasporaceae
Source: the annotation of a GenBank genome assembly
AUGAAACCAAAAAAAGAAUCCACGGCACAAUACCAAAGAAACGAAAACUCACCGAACUUACCGCCUGGAACUAACAACAUGAAAUCAAAAACUCCAGCAAUAACCAAAACAGUUCUCACAAAUAACACCACCGAAAUCAACGAAAUCACGCUAACGAAGACUAACAAACAAAACUCUAGUAAUGAAACCACCAAAAAUGACAAAAGUAGCUAUAGCACUAACAGCGAUACUUGCUCUAGAAACGACGAUGAAAACUCCAAGAGCGGAGUUACCAGUAAUGGAGACAACAUAAUGGCAAUUCCAGGAACAACGACACCAACACGACUCGCUACCCAUAAAUCUAAAAAAAAGGCGCAGUAA